CAUGCACGGGAGAAGAAACGCUUGCGAUCUGUCACUCUAUGGUCUGGUUUUGAUUUAUCUCAAAUGCUCCAGCAUAGCGGGUGUUAAGAUUAUGGGCCAUGAUACAACAGUCAUGGAAGGAGGGAAUGCCACUUUGUUUUGUCAUCUGACUGAGACGGAGGAGAAUUUAACUCGUAUCGUCUGGCAGAAACAGACAAGAGGGAUCCAUGAGAAGCACAGCUUCUUUAUCAUCCACAAAGAUGGGAAAACUGAACACAAAAAUUAUUUAAAGGACACGGUCAGAUUUAUUGGGAACUUUAAAGAGAAUAAUGGAUCGAUUCAGCUGCUGGGACUGUCGCUCCUGGAUGAUGGGAUCUACACUUGCAUCUUCAACACAUUUCCGAGUGGACAAAUUCUGACAAACAUUAAUGUCACAGUACAUGUUCCUCCUGCUGUGAAAGUUAUGGGAAGCACACAUUUUUCUGAUCAUUAUGACGUUACUUUGGCGUCAUGUGUAGCCUCGAAUGCACGGCCUGCAGCAGAAGUGUUGUGGCGAUUAGGAGCUCUGGAUGACUCUCUGAGAACAGAAACCAGCUGCACACAGCACUCAGACGGGACCGUCACUGUUGUGGCCAACAUACUGGGUGCUCCAUCUAAACAUUUAAACCAGAAGAAGAUCCAGUGUGUUGUAAAACACAGCACACUGACAAAGCAGCUUGAACUCGACUACGUGAUAAAUGUCCACUAUCCUCCAGAAUUGGUGGUGAUAAUCCCUGAUGAUCCAACAGAGGCUGAAGAAUAUCACUGUUUAGUGGAUUGUAACCCAGCACCGACUAGCUACAUCUGGAUCAAAGUGAAUGGAAGUACUCCGCAUUCUGAAGGCAAUAAACUUUUCAUCCCAAAAUCUUCCUCUGAUGUGAAUGGUGUGUACGUCUGUACAGCAUCAACCGGGUAUGGAAGUGUGUCAGGUGUGCUCUAUGUGGAUAACACUGGAUCCACUGAUGUCUGUUGGGAUCUGUUGGGUUUUAUCUCCAGCUGUGCCAUCCUGGGAUUUACUGUGGUUUUUAUUCUGCUCAGUGUCUCGAGGUCUAAAGUUCUACUGAAGCAAAUGACAGGACACGGAACAGUGAGGAGCCCAGGGAAGAACCGAUUGCAACAGGCGUCGGGGGCCAACCCCUGCGGUGAAGACUACCUCAUAGGCCUUCCCCCUCCCUAG
Rhinichthys klamathensis goyatoka is the source of this 1195-nucleotide messenger RNA. RefSeq lists its product as uncharacterized. Gene Ontology annotation, biological process: heterophilic cell-cell adhesion; homophilic cell-cell adhesion. NCBI's taxonomy places the organism in Eukaryota, Metazoa, Chordata, Actinopteri, Cypriniformes, Leuciscidae. The record is from RefSeq and is a predicted model, not a curated record. Gene Ontology annotation, cellular component: adherens junction. The transcript is spliced from 7 exons. Bases 2 to 1195 code for a protein of 397 amino acids.